This is a messenger RNA of Durotheca rogersii, 1545 nucleotides long. Its product is annotated as eukaryotic translation initiation factor 2 subunit gamma. The record is from RefSeq and is a predicted model, not a curated record. Gene Ontology annotation, molecular function: GTP binding; GTPase activity; translation initiation factor activity. The coding region runs from base 1 to 1545 and encodes 514 amino acids. The transcript is spliced from 3 exons. Gene Ontology annotation, biological process: positive regulation of translational fidelity; formation of translation preinitiation complex. Lineage: Eukaryota; Fungi; Ascomycota; Sordariomycetes; Xylariales; Xylariaceae. Gene Ontology annotation, cellular component: cytosol; eukaryotic translation initiation factor 2 complex.
AUGUCUGCGCCUGACAAGUUCGGCAAUGAUAUCGGGUCCGAAUCCGACUCUGGUAACGAGUCACUUCUCGGCGAUGGUCCCGAUGACGCUCCCGAGGAGCUUGACCAGAAGCCGCUCAAGUCGGCCCUGAAGAAGGCUCCCGUGGCCCCUCCGGUCCCGGUCGAACGGCCGCCUCUCCCCCCACAGACGGAUGCGAAGGACCUCGAUCUCAGCUCGCUCACUCCGCUCACCCCCGAAAUCAUCGCGCGGCAAGCAACCAUAAACAUCGGCACCAUCGGCCACGUCGCCCACGGAAAGUCCACCGUGGUCAAGGCCAUCUCCGGCGUCCAGACGGUCCGUUUCAAGAACGAGCUGAUCCGUAACAUUACCAUCAAGUUAGGAUAUGCGAAUGCCAAAAUCUACAAGUGCGACAACCCCGAAUGCCCCCGGCCGGGAUGCUACCGGAGUUACAAGAGCGAGAAGGAGGUGGACCCCCCGUGCGAGCGCGAGGGAUGCAGCGGCACGUACAGAUUACUGCGUCACGUCUCUUUCGUCGACUGCCCCGGUCACGAUAUUCUCAUGAGCACUAUGCUUUCUGGCGCUGCGGUCAUGGACGCUGCCCUACUGCUCAUCGCCGGCAACGAAUCUGUCCCGCAGCCUCAGACUUCGGAGCAUCUGGCGGCCAUCGAAAUCAUGAAGCUGGACAAGAUCAUCAUCUUGCAGAACAAGGUGGACCUUAUGCGGGAGGAAGCUGCUCAGCAACAUUACCAGUCCAUCCUAAAAUUCGUCCGAGGCACACCCGCUGCCAAGUCGCCCAUCAUCCCCAUCUCCGCCCAGCUUAAAUUCAAUAUUGACGCCAUUAACGAGGCUAUCGUUAACACGAUCCCGGUCCCGCCCCGAGACUUCACCCAAGAGCCACACAUGAUGGUCAUUCGAUCCUUCGACGUCAACAAGCCUGGUGCCGAGAUCGAAGAGCUGAAGGGCGGUGUUGCGGGCGGCAGUAUCCUACACGGCGUGUUAAGGUUGGGCGACGAGAUCGAGAUCAGACCCGGCAUUGUGACUCGAGACGACAAGGGUGCUCUCCAAUGCAAACCGAUUUGCAGUCGUAUCGUGUCUCUAAAUUCGGAAUUCAACGACCUCAAAUACGCCGUCCCCGGAGGUCUCAUCGGUGUCGGUACGAGAAUUGACCCCACGCUCUGCCGAGCCGAUCGUCUCGUCGGGUUCGUCCUCGGCCUCAAGGGCCGCCUCCCUGCCAUCUACAGCGAGAUAGAGGUCAACUUCUAUCUCCUGAAGCGGCUGCUAGGCGUCCGGACGGCGGACGGUAAGCAGGCCAAGGUGGCGAAGCUGGCCAAGAACGAAGUGCUCAUGGUGAACAUCGGUUCCACCUCAACCGGCGCCAAAGUCGCUGCCAUCAAGCAAGACGCGGCGAAGUUGUCGCUGACCAGCCCGGCCUGCACCAACCUGGGAGAAAAGAUCGCCCUCAGCCGACGAAUCGAGAAGCAUUGGCGUCUCAUCGGAUGGGCCACCAUCACAGCUGGUGUCACAGUAGAGCCAACCGAAUCAUGA